UUCGAAUGGCAUUCUGUACAGUAACGGACCCGACAUUUCUCUCCCUCUCUCUGUUUUUUCGCGUUACCUGGACCUUCAGCUUGCACGGUCGUUCUUCGCCUGCGUUUUUUCUAAAGAGGAGUCAGAGACCCGAGGUUUGAGAUUGAACUCUGAAGACGGUCACUUUAUGCAAAUCUCGCUAAAAGUUAGGUACGAUGGCUUGGUGGGAAGGUUUUGAUGAGACUCGUCUUCUUGUUGCACCCGUUACAGAUCCUAAAGCAAGCACAAAUUGUUUGGGACGUUUGCUCUCACUUCGCCAUCCCAAAUCUGGAGACCCGACCUGUUAUCUCUUUGCUGAUGGGAAUCUUCACGAACUUCACUGGUUCAAGCAAUCUUAUGGGUCCUGGUUCUUGGGGGAUUAUGUUUGCGAAGAUGGCCGCCUAUAUACAGCCACUCCUGUUGAUCCUGUUUUCAUUCUGUUGCCCAUUUUUGAGGAAGCCCGGAUGAAGAAGGGUGAUGAUCCAGGCAAGUUCAGGCAAUUAGAUGAGAUAAUUUUCAUUAAUGACUAUCCCGGAUAUCAGCAUUUAUCAUCCACAGCUGAAAAAUCAAUGCAAGUAGUUUGUGAUUCUAAAGAAGUUGGAUCCACAAAGUUUUUUAGGCUUAAUGAUUCAAAGGUUUUAGCUUGGUUGAUCUAUAAGGUAUGCCAACUAAAGCGGACUCUACCAACUUUGGGCAAAAACUAUGCUGCUCGAGAUGAGAAGGAUACAUUAGCUGAUGCUGUCUCAAUAUUGGGGGAGUACUUGAAGGAUGAGCCUUGGUUGAAGGUCCUCUGCAGCAAUCUAAACUUAAAUUUACAAGAGUUAGCUAAAGGGCCAGACAGUGAAAUCCUUGCGACUGCAGUAGAAAGUAAUCUUGCGUCUUUCAAUCCUGUACAGGAAAAGAUUAGCAGCGACAAGAAAACUACUAGGACUACAAGGCAAACUAAAAAGGCAAAAGUGGAGACGAAUACCAGAAAUAUCAAAGAUAUGUUCUCCAUGGCUUCAAGAAGGUGAAAUGAACCUGUUUAACUUAAUUAGAAAGGCCCUACAAAUCGAUUCAUUGAAUUGGAUGAUGCCUUCGUUCUAUGUUAUUUUUUGAAUCGCAUUGCCCGGGUGGUGAACUAACAUGUUAUUUGCCUUCAUGAAAAUGAAUGUGUUGUACCAUUAUGUUGAUUA
This is a messenger RNA of Cornus florida, 1193 nucleotides long. RefSeq lists its product as uncharacterized. The transcript has 12 exons. Gene Ontology annotation, cellular component: ribonuclease H2 complex; nucleoplasm. The record is from RefSeq and is a predicted model, not a curated record. Bases 195 to 1031 code for a protein of 278 amino acids. Gene Ontology annotation, biological process: ribonucleotide metabolic process; RNA catabolic process. NCBI's taxonomy places the organism in Eukaryota, Viridiplantae, Streptophyta, Magnoliopsida, Cornales, Cornaceae.